This is a messenger RNA of Macadamia integrifolia, 2338 nucleotides long. RefSeq lists its product as uncharacterized. The record is from RefSeq and is a predicted model, not a curated record. The coding region runs from base 66 to 2216 and encodes 716 amino acids. Lineage: Eukaryota; Viridiplantae; Streptophyta; Magnoliopsida; Proteales; Proteaceae. The transcript is spliced from 3 exons.
CCUCCGAGUGAAACCAGGACAAGGCAGAAGGUGUGAAGGCACGUGUAAACGGAAGCAUAUUAACGAUGGAGAAGAACGGAGAGAAAGAAGCCAUGCAGAAGUGUGUUCCCGUUUCGAGCGGACCAGAGUUUCAACGAGGAACAAUGGCUUCCGACUUAGAGCUUCGAACUUCUACCGGAAAGCAAGCUUUGAUAAGCAAAGAUUUGGAGCAAUGCUCUUCACCAACCAAAAAACCAAAAAUUGUAACCCUAACUCCGCCCAUCUCCGCCUCGAAAGGGAAAGGGAAAGGGAAAGGGAAAGUCGAUGAUGAAAUCAACAGUGAAGGUGAAGGCGCUCCCAUGGAUUCUGACCAGAAGAUCUGUGGCAUCUGUUUAUCGGAUGAUGGCAAGGCCAUCAGAGGUUGGAUUGAUAGCUGCGAUCACUACUUCUGUUUCGUGUGCAUCAUGGAGUGGUCGAAAGUUGAGUCUCGUUGUCCCAUGUGCAAACAGAGAUUCAGUAACAUUCGCCGCCCGCCGAAAGAUGGGGUUUUUAUUCGUGAACGAAUGGUUAACAUUCCCGUUCGUGACCAGGUAUACCACCCUUUUGGAAAUGCCACUACUGGACCUUCUGAUCCGUAUGCAGAAGUUAGAUGUAGUGAGUGCAAUGGUAAAGAAGAUGAAAGUAUGCUACUUCUUUGUGAUCUUUGUGACACAGCUGCUCAUACGUACUGUGUUGGCCUGGGGACAACGGUUCCUGAGGGUGAUUGGUACUGCCAUGAUUGUGCCAUUUCUAGGGAUGAGCACUCUAAUAGCGAAGUGGAAACUGAUUGUGGAGAUAGAAAAUUCUCUAUGAACUUUGAUGUGACACCGAAUAAGGCACGUGUUUCUAUUUUUGACAUUGUCCGUGAAUCCAAUAUCCCAGAGGUUGACAGAACAUCUGAAAGAAUCUCUGCUGACCCAAACCAAUUGUCACAGAGGGAUAGCAGGGCAGGAUCCAAAGUGAGGGAACCUGGUGCGCGGACCUUACAUCGAUGUCGCAACGUGCACAGCCGCAUACGGGUCUUACGUGAAAAUUGGAAUGCCUUGCGAAGAGGUUCCUUGGAUUUUUCUUCUAGUUUACGUGAUUCCUGUGGAAAAAGUAGUGUGAAAGAGAGCGGUGGAGCAGUAUGUCACAAGAGAUCAAGUCAUCUACAGUUCUCAUCUUCCAUGAGUUGUCAGCAGAUGCCUUCCCAGGAUACUGUUUCUGGUGACAUGGUCUGCGAUAAAAACCCAUAUGAUAUUGACAGAGCCUGGAAAAUGUUGGAUAUAGCAAAAUCAGUGCAACGAGCUUGUCAAGGCUCCAGCGUUAAUCAUCUGGCCUCUAGUUGUCCAUCUGCCAAUGGGCGUACGUCAAAAGAAACAGCUAAUGUGAAUUCAAGUUCUCUUGUACCAAGGAACAAGUACUUUGAAUCCAAGGAUCUGAGAAGUGCAUGGUUGAAGAAUAAUAAGGCCCACUCUCUAGACAUGGCACAAGAAAACCAUAGACCUCAGAAGUUUGCGAAGCGGAGUCCAAGCAGGGACGUGAUGGAGGAGACCUCAAAAUUUGACACUGGCUAUCCAACCACUCAUCUGUCUGUACAUUGUCGAUUGCCAUCCGCUAGGCAGCUCCAGCCAUUGAAGGUGGAUGUUUAUCAAAAAAGCAAAGGUCACAAAUCACUGAAAGUCUCACAUGGAGCCUCCUCAAACUCAAACUUGAAUAAUGUUAGAGAUGGAUCUGCAAGCUCAAUGAUCCUGGUUGACUCAUUUCCGGGAUGUUUUGAUACAUCUCAUAGAAAAGCAGAGAUCUGUGCAUCAUCUGGGUGCAAGGUAGAGCCUACCAAAGCAAAUGGGGAGCUGGAAAAGAACUCUUCUCCUGCUGAAAGUACGGGAAGAGAAGAUGCUGAUGCCAAGAGUGAGGUUCAAUCCCUGGUUAAGCUCAACUUGAAGUUGCUUACCAGAGACAAACGUUUAGGGGUUGAUGGAUUCAAGGAAGUUGCAAGGCAGGCCACCCACACCAUUUUGGCAGCGUGUGGUCUAAACCACACCAAAUCCCUUGCCCAUUCGUUCCCAAACCCAAUGUGCAGCCAUGCGUCACAGAGUCGGAAGAUUCACAUGUCUAAGUUAAUGUCUAGUUCUUGCAGAGAAUGCUUUUAUGUUUUUGUAAAAGAUGUUGUGAAUUCCAUCAUGGCUGAGAAAAUAGCAGGGUUAGGAACUUGUUAAUCUGACUUUUGAGUUUAAAUUCUUCCUAUACUUGUAAUUAUUGAAAAUAUAAAGAAGCUAAUGGUGGGUUUAUUUGUACAUUGAAUCUAGAACAAAAUAGAAAUGAUUCAUUUGAUUGUUUA